Molecule: messenger RNA, 3733 nt
Organism: Fukomys damarensis (Damara mole-rat)
Lineage: Eukaryota; Metazoa; Chordata; Mammalia; Rodentia; Bathyergidae
Gene: Smarcc1
Product: SWI/SNF related, matrix associated, actin dependent regulator of chromatin subfamily c member 1
Exons: 28
Coding region: 1-3312 (1103 amino acids)
Biological process (GO): positive regulation of DNA-templated transcription
Cellular component (GO): SWI/SNF complex; npBAF complex; nBAF complex
Molecular function (GO): histone binding; nucleosomal DNA binding
Source: RefSeq, a predicted model, not a curated record
AUGGGCGUGAGAUCCGGGCUGCCCGGGACCGCGGAGAAGCUCGAGCUGAGACGAGGCGGGAGGGCGCUGCCCGUUGUCGGCUCCGUAGACGACUCCGCGCGAUUGGUCUCGGAAGUUACUCUAAAGCUAUUGCAGUGCUGUGAGAUCUUCAGGACUGUUAACAAUGACAAUUACAGUUUUCAGACUGCAGUCUGUGGCGCCUAUGUUCACGCCGAUGCUCCUACCAAUAAGACUCUAGCUGGACUGGUGGUGCAGCUUCUCCAGUUCCAGGAAGAUGCCUUUGGGAAGCACGUCACCAACCCAGCCUUCACCAAACUACCUGCAAAGUGUUUCAUGGACUUCAAAGCUGGAGGCACCUUGUGUCACAUUCUUGGGUCUGCUUACAAGUAUAAAAACGAACAGGGGUGGCGGAGAUUUGAUUUACAGAAUCCAUCCAGAAUGGAUCGUAAUGUUGAAAUGUUUAUGAACAUUGAAAAAACCUUGGUGCAGAACAAUUGUCUGACCAGACCUAACAUCUACCUCAUUCCAGACAUUGAUCUGAAGUUGGCUAACAAAUUGAAAGAUAUCAUCAAACGACAUCAGGGGACGUUUACUGAUGAGAAGUCGAAAGCUUCCCACCAUAUUUAUCCAUAUCCUUCCUCACAAGAGGAUGAAGAAUGGUUGAGACCAGUGAUGAGAAAAGACAAGCAGGUGUUAGUACACUGGGGCUUCUACCCAGACAGCUAUGAUACUUGGGUCCAUAGUAAUGAUGUUGAUGCUGAAAUUGAAGAUCCACCAAUCCCAGAAAAGCCGUGGAAGGUUCAUGUGAAAUGGAUUUUGGACACUGACACUUUCAAUGAAUGGAUGAAUGAGGAAGAUUAUGAAGUAGAUGAGAAUAGGAAGCCAGUGAAUUUUCGUCAACGAAUUCCAACAAAGAAUGAAGAGCCAGUCAGAAGUCCAGAGAGAAGAGAUCGGAAAGCAUCAGCUAACGCUCGGAAGAGGAAGCAUUCUCCUUCGCCUCCCCCUCCUACACCCACAGAAUCACGGAAGAAAAGUGGCAAAAAGGGCCAAACUAGUCUUUAUGGGAAGCGCAGAAGUCAGAAAGAGGAAGAUGAGCAAGAGGAUCUUACCAAGGACAUGGAGGACCCCACACCAGUACCCAAUAUAGAGGAAGUAGUGCUCCCUAAGAACGUAAACCCAAAGAAAGAUAGUGAAAAUACACCCGUUAAAGGAGGAACUGUGGCAGAUCUAGAUGAACAGGAUGAAGAAACAGUCACAGCAGGAGGAAAGGAAGAUGAAGACCCUAGCAAAGGUGAUCAGGGUCGGUCAGUUGACCCUGGUGAAGAUAAUGUCACGGAGCAGACCAAUCACAUUAUUAUUCCCAGCUACGCCUCAUGGUUUGAUUAUAACUGUAUUCAUGUGAUUGAGCGGCGUGCACUUCCUGAGUUUUUCAACGGAAAAAAUAAAUCCAAGACUCCAGAAAUAUACCUGGCAUAUCGAAACUUUAUGAUCGACACGUAUCGCCUGAACCCCCAAGAGUAUUUGACCAGCACUGCUUGUCGGAGGAACUUGACUGGAGAUGUGUGCGCCGUGAUGAGGGUUCACGCCUUUCUAGAGCAGUGGGGACUCGUUAAUUACCAAGUUGAUCCGGAAAGUCGGCCCAUGGCCAUGGGACCUCCUCCUACUCCUCAUUUCAAUGUGUUAGCUGACACCCCCUCGGGGCUUGUGCCUCUGCAUCUUCGAUCACCUCAGGUCCCUGCUGCUCAGCAGAUGUUAAACUUUCCUGAGAAGAACAAGGAAAAACCAAUUGAUUUGCAGAACUUUGGUCUUCGUACUGACAUUUACUCCAAGAAAACAUUAGCAAAGAGUAAAGGUGCUAGCGCUGGAAGAGAGUGGACAGAACAGGAGACCCUUCUCCUCCUGGAGGCCCUGGAGAUGUACAAGGAUGAUUGGAACAAAGUGUCAGAACACGUUGGAAGCCGCACACAGGAUGAGUGCAUCCUGCACUUUCUGAGGCUUCCCAUCGAGGACCCAUACCUCGAGAAUUCAGACGCUUCCCUCGGGCCGCUGGCCUACCAGCCCGUCCCGUUCAGUCAGUCGGGAAACCCGGUCAUGAGCACUGUGGCUUUUUUGGCCUCUGUGGUGGACCCUCGUGUAGCAUCUGCUGCAGCUAAGGCAGCUCUGGAGGAGUUUUCUCGAGUCCGGGAAGAGGUACCACUGGAGUUGGUUGAAGCGCACGUCAAGAAAGUGCAAGAAGCCGCACGAGCCUCUGGGAAGGUGGAUCCCACAUAUGGUUUGGAGAGCAGCUGCAUCGCAGGCACUGGGCCUGAUGAGCCCGAGAAACUGGAAGGAGCUGAAGAGGAAAAAAUGGAAACAGACGCUGAUGGUCAGCAGCCUGAAAAGGCGGACAACAAAGGAGAAAACGAAAUGGAUGAAUGUGAUAAAGCACAAGAUGGAGAAAAUGAAAAAAAUAGCGAGAAGGAACAGGACAGUGAAGUUAGUGAAGAUAUCAAAUUAGAAGAAAAGGAGACUGAAGAGAACAAGGAACUCACUGAUGCAUGUAAGGAAAGAGAAAAUGACACCACGAAGAAGAAAGUAGAACAUGAGAUUUCUGAAGGAAAUGUUGCCACCGCCGCGGCAGCUGCUCUCGCUUCAGCUGCUACCAAAGCCAAGCACCUGGCUGCUGUGGAAGAGAGAAAGAUCAAGUCUCUGGUAGCUCUGCUGGUUGAGACACAAAUGAAGAAACUGGAGAUCAAACUUCGACACUUUGAGGAGCUUGAAACUAUCAUGGACAGAGAGAAAGAGGCUUUAGAACAGCAGAGGCAGCAGUUGCUUACAGAACGACAGAACUUCCACAUGGAGCAGCUAAAAUACGCUGAGUUACGUGCCCGACAGCAAAUGGAGCAACAGCAGCAUGGCCAGAACCCUGCACAGGCACAUCAUGCGGGGGGCCCUGGCCUGGCCCCUCUUGGAACCGCUGGGCACCCAGGCAUGAUGCCCCAUCAGCAGCCCCCUCCCUACCCACUGAUGCACCACCAGAUGCCACCACCUCACCCACCCCAGCCAGGUCAGAUGCCAGGUCCCGGCUCCAUGAUGCCAGGCCGCAUGAUGCCCACUGUCGCAGCCAGCAUCCACCCUGCGGGGAGCGGUGCCGCCCCUCCUGGUAUGCCUCCAAUGCCGGGGAGCAUCUUAGGACCCCGAGGGCCCCUCACAGCGCCUAACGGCAUGUAUCCCCCUCCACCGCAGCAGCAGCCGCAGCCACCGCCGCCACCACCUGCGGAUGGUGUGCCUCCUCCGCCUGCUCCAGGCCCACCGGCCUCAGCCACUCCUUAGCCUGAAGAGACAGGACACCUCCACGCCCACCGCCACAGCUGGAGCGGGGACACAAGACCAUGAGUUCCUCGGCCUCCUUGAGUUUCUUGCAGGAUUUUAUUUUCACAGCUCCACACGCACACCUGUGUCUCCCCACUCCUCUUGACCCCCUUUCUGUGCUCUGACACAUCCUGAGCUCAGUGGGAAGCCUGUGAUGACAGUGUGGGGUGAUUGUCCUCAAACCAGCCUGCAUUUCUCCCGUCCCAGUGUGAGGUGUUGGCCAUUUACUGGCAGGUUCUGUCAGCAUUAGUAUUUGUGUGAAGUUUUGCUCUCCUGCUGGUUUUUUGUUUUUUGGGGUUUUUUUUUGGGGGGGGUUGUUUUGUUUGCUUAGUUUUAUGCUUCUAUGGAUAAUCCUCUAUAAUUUUCAUCCUUUUUUAUAUUA